AUGCUGAGUAAACAUCAACAAAAACAGAAAAAGACAAAACCGAUUGAAUCUCCCGUAUCAAAUGUAUUUCAUUUAUCACAAGAUGUAAUGGCAGCUCGUGUUUUUAGCAUUGUUCAAACAACGACAACAAAUUAUGCUCAAAGACCCCUAAGAAUGACUAAUUUGAAAUGUUCAUUAGUACGAACAAGUGACAAAAGUAAAAAAGAAAAUUUUGAUGCAGCUAUGAAAGAAUUAUCUGAUUUUCUUGAUCAAGCUGAACAAGUACAAAUUCAUGAAAGCACAAUUCGUCCAGCUGCUAAACGUCUUCGUUCAUCACCGCCAUCACCCACCGCCUUGGAACAGUCACAAUCGACAAUUACUCGUUUUGCUAGUCAUGAUAGUUAUUUAAAACCCUUUCCACCUGUACCACCAGUCUCACCUCCGCAAACAAGUUUAUUGCUAGUACCACAAAAUGAUAAUGACUAUUCAUUUUUUCAAGAUGCAUGCUUAUCAGAAUGGAAUACACCACCAUCAAAUAGAAAAAUGGCUUCAGUAAUUACCACACCAGUAACGACAGCAAUAGUAUGUGAAACAGUUAAGAAAAAUCGAACAAUGUCAUCGCCCGUGACCAUAUUCCCGUCAAGUAAAAAAUCAACAGUUGUAGAAACAAUUACGACAAUUCAAGAUCCAACAGAAACUGUUAUUAAACAAGAAAAACAGCUACCUAUUACUACCACUUCUAAUAUGAUUGAUUGGGGUGACGAUGGUAUUGAUGACUGGCUUAGUCAAAUUCCAAUGGAAAGUCUUGUAAACGAAAGUUUAAAACCUAAAAAACCACUGUCAGUUGAACAAACUGAUGAAAUUACAAGAGUGGUGUGUGAUGAUUCGUUAUUGAAUGAAAGCAAGACAGAAUAUAAUACCCUCACAAAAGAGCAUAAUGAAGCAUUCAAGACAUUUGUUAAUCCAAAUAACGAUUUGAACGAUACAACGACUAUUGACAUGUCUGUAACAACUCUUCAAAGUCCCAAAGAUUUUGUUCCACCUCGUCCCUCACCGCCAAUUACAACAAAAAGUGUGGCAGCUAUUCAUCGAACGACAACCGAUCCAUUACCGACACAUUGUUAUCUCCAACAAAAACAUGAGUUAAAUGAACUAGAACGUGCUCGUAGUGAUUCGGUUUCUCAAUCUACGAGCACUUUUACAGUAGUUAAAAAACUCUGUACACCGGAAGAAAUUGAACAAAAACGUCUAGCAGCAUUACAAAAACGUAAACAAUCAUCUGUUGCUGAAGUAAAAAAACGUUAG
Molecule: messenger RNA, 1284 nt
Organism: Didymodactylos carnosus
Lineage: Eukaryota; Metazoa; Rotifera; Eurotatoria; Philodinida; Philodinidae
Source: the annotation of a GenBank genome assembly